Messenger RNA from Rodentolepis nana, 291 nucleotides. The record is from the annotation of a GenBank genome assembly. Lineage: Eukaryota; Metazoa; Platyhelminthes; Cestoda; Cyclophyllidea; Hymenolepididae.
AUGAGGCGCAAUCCUGAAAAGCGCGUAAUGCAAAUGAUGGAGGAAGAUGAUCCUUUGACUUUUGUUCAUGUGGACGAGAAUGAUGAUACUCGCAAUAUACCCAAAUUCUGUACUCAAUUCUAUAAUCCUGGAUUAGGUGAUGCCAGCCUCGAAAAGUUCUACUAUAGUCUUAAGGACAAAACGUGCUUGCCUUUCCUCUAUGGCGGUGCUGAGGGGAACAAGAAUCGUUUCGACUCUUUCGAUGACUGCAUGCGUGUCUGCAAUGUGAACUACAAUGUGGAGUCAUACUAA